Messenger RNA from Aureobasidium uvarum, 2931 nucleotides. Lineage: Eukaryota; Fungi; Ascomycota; Dothideomycetes; Dothideales; Saccotheciaceae. The record is from the annotation of a GenBank genome assembly.
AUGAGUGANCCUACCACGUCAACCACCGCCGUCGCUCCUGCCGUAAACGCCAUCUCGCUCAUGGCUCCACGCCGCUGGCUGUGGCCUUGCUCCGAUUCCCACGUCCUGCGACUACCUGCCUACCAGAAGCCCACCCUACAAGCUUGCCUCGUGCACCCCGACAACCCUGACCAAGUCCUGGUCCAUGACUCCGACGAUGAUCUGGACGACGACUUCCACUCGGCCAAACGCCGCCGCAUCGAAGCCAUCGCUCAUGCUUUUCUCAAUGGCCAGCCCAUCUACAUUCCCUCUGCCAGACUAAAGGGUCCCUUCCCUGCUGACAGAGAGUUGUCNUCUUGUCACGACCUUCUCUCGAGCCCCGAUGCUCAGCCCGUCUCGCCUCCGCCCACUGUCACCGCAGACUCAUUCAUUCGUCGUAGACCCGAGCACCUGCGACCCAAGUCUGCCACUCCUGGACCUGCUCUCACGCCAUCCAAGUCCCGCCAGUCUUCUCCCGUCGUCUUGGACAAACCUGUUAGCCGUCCACAAUCUUCUCAGCGGCCUGCUCGCCCAGCCACAAACAAAUCUUUGAGGUUCAACCUUCCAUCCUCCGCAGUCUCGGUUCCGACCACUGUGCAACCGCCGCUGCCCAAAUUCGUUGCUAUCAACAAGGCUCCACCCCAGUCUCGCGAUACCCCGAACCAGCUACCAAGUUCCACCGCUCCGUCUCGUUUCUUGUCCUCUCCAAGAGUCCGUAUACCCGAUACAGACUUCAUAUCUCCUAGCCCAUCGCCCUCCAAACACGACCUUUCUCCAAGCAAAGCCGCUGUUUUGAGGCAAAGGCCCGCUUCUUCUCUGAACAAGAUCGAGAAAGCCCCUUGCUCGACCCACAAGCUCCCGAGCGUGAAGAAGAACAAACGACCAAGCAAAAGAGUUUACCAGGCUGCGACUACUUUCGAUACCACUUCGCCCUUCAUAUACAGAAGGAAUGCCGCUCAGCCGAGAAAGAUAUCCGAACCAUCCAAUGAUACAAGCGUCGAACAAAGGGCCAUGUCUGUCGAACCUGCAAAAGUGCGCAUCGGACCCAGCACAACGAGCAGGCAGUCCCGGACUCCAGUUUCGCCUGAAAAACGACAUCAUGUCCUGUUCCAGUCAUCUCUGGAUGUCCAAAAUCCGAAGCCGUUACAAGCACCGUCGACCGCAGUUGUCUCAGAGCAAUCGCCUGAAAGCCCUCACCACGAUUUUGCACCUGCGAUCAACAUGUCUUUUGGGCAGGGAUCUCUUGGUAUGGACUUCAAUGUUCUCAAUCAUUACAACGCUUCCCUGCCUGCGCUUUCUGCAGAGGAUACAGGAACGGAUGCCAAUACACGCAACCAACCACCGCCUGCCUCGACUGCCGUUUUGAAUGUGGAUAUAGAGAACGAUCGAUCGGAAACUAGCAAGGCACACUCCCAAGAAGCUGAGGGAAGAGAGGCCCUUUCGGAAAAUCUGUACGAAGGAGAUGAUCUUGACUCGCGUCCAAACGGAGGGAAUGAAUACAUAUUCGGGCCAACAGGAAAUGCUUUGUCGGAAGUCAUUGGCAAUCUAGCUGAACAGGCUAUGGAAGAUACUGUCAUAGACGACGUGGUAGAGCCCGAGGAAGAUCUUGCGGAAGAGCUGCCAUACGUCAGUACUCAGGCAGCCAUGCAAGAUGCUCAUCGUGCUCUCUUCGAUGCUUCUUCACCUCUGCAGCCACAAGAGGAGAGAGUCGAAUUGCCUCUCGAGACACCGUCGAAACAGGUCACGAGUCCUCCAUCGAGUCCAGUACACACCAUCACACCAUUCCAUCAGUUCAAUGCCGAGUUGACUACUGACACACAAGCUCCAUUGCCUAACACGCAAGCCUUAUUUGACGGGUUCUACUCUCCAAUCAAGCUGAGUGCCAAAAAAGCGAGGACUACAAAGAGGGCGAGCUUCGCUCCUUCUGUCAUCCUUGAAGACGUGGACGAUACUAUCACGAGUAUCUUUGACUUCCCGGAAGACGAUGUCGUGCACGAGCAAAGUCAUAAUGAAGAACCCGGGCAAGACAAGUCCGCAAGCAAUGGCCAAGAUCAAUCGCCUGCCCAGGACCUGCCCAGUCCAAUAGAGCGUCAAGACCAAACGCAUCUCUCUCCUUCUCGAGACCUGGCGAGAUCACCUUCCCUUUCUCAGAACUUGGCAGAAGCCCCUUCUCCCCCAAAUCCAGCAAAUCGCAGCGAAUCUCCAGACUUCAUUCCUUCGCAGAAGCCUCCAGCCUCGACUAAAGAAUCGACUGGUCAUGUUUUGCCUACUCUGCAACAGGAUUCGAUUAGUCUCUCAGAAGUGCUAAAUUUUGUCAGCCAGAGGAGGGGGAUAGAUGUCGAUACGCUCUUGUCACAGGCUACGCCGCCGUCAUCCUCCCGUAGUGUGAACAAAAAGUUCAUACAUCUGCUCGUUCAUCUGCAGCCAAGAAACGCUCCUCUGAGGCAAGGCCGCGCUCGUCUCAGUCAAGACGCCCACGCUCGUCUUUGUCGNAAUCCACUCUCAGAGCAGAGAGUUGGACAGCGUCGAUCCACACGCCUUUCUCUCUCACAACCGAAUUUCCAAACGGACGGCGCGGAUGAUGAUGAUUUUGACACCGAGACAGAUGUAGACGGACCGCCGGCAACACAACCUCAUCUGACCUUCGCUGGCUCGGGUCGUUCUUUUGCCGCAGUAUCAUUCAAUGUGCCUGAUGGUUCUUCCACCAUACCUGAUCCCAGUCUCGCGUUCAACCAUGCGCAGCAGAACGCAACACCCAUCUCAGAGAAGCUUGCCUUUACACCCGGCAGCGCACCACAAAGCACAGGACCAAUGUCCAGUUUCCAGCAUGCUCAGAAGCAGUACAGUAGUUUGACAGACCUUGACAGUACGAUGCCAGAUUUGCCGCAAACAUUCUUGCCACCAUUAAAUUGA